Messenger RNA from Boeremia exigua, 1842 nucleotides. RefSeq names its product WD40-repeat-containing domain protein. The record is from RefSeq and is a predicted model, not a curated record. The coding region runs from base 103 to 1407 and encodes 434 amino acids. Lineage: Eukaryota; Fungi; Ascomycota; Dothideomycetes; Pleosporales; Didymellaceae. Gene Ontology annotation, cellular component: cytoplasm; Rpd3L complex; Rpd3L-Expanded complex. The transcript has 3 exons. Gene Ontology annotation, molecular function: histone binding. Gene Ontology annotation, biological process: regulation of gene expression.
CCCGCCCAAAUACAGCGUAGCGCUGCGCGACACGGACUGCACGCGUCGAGGCCCACAGCUUCAAGCUCCAACUUCGAUUCUGUCACCACAACCACCGCCACCAUGGAUGAGACGAUGAGCGAAGAGCACAGCUCGCGGAGCAACGAGGACCAGCAGGAGGAGGCUGAUCACAAGAUUAUCAACGAGGAGUACAAGAUAUGGAAGAAGAACUCGGUCUUCCUCUACGACAUGUUGUACGGGCGCGCGCUCGAGUGGCCCACCCUCACCACGCAAUGGCUGCCCGACAAGAAGCCCGUCGAGGGCACCGAGAUGAGCCAGCACCGCGUGAUCCUGGGCACCCACACAUCCAACCAGGCGCAGAACUACCUCCAGAUCGCCCACUGCGAGAUCCCCGACUUCCGCACGCCCGAGCUGUCUGAGGUCAGCGAGGAUCGCGAUGAAGUCGGCGGACACGGUCAUGCAAAACGGCCGUUCGACUUCAAGAUCGUGCAGAAGAUCAACCACCCCGGCGAGGUCAACAAGGCGCGCUACCAGCCCCAGAACCCCGACAUUAUCGCGACGCUGUGCACAGACGGACGUGCGCUCAUCUUCGACCGCACAAAACACCCCCUGCAGCCCAAGGGCGACGCCAUCCAGUUCGAGGCCGAGUGCGUGGGCCACGAGAAGGAGGGGUUCGCGCUGAGCUGGAGUCCCUUUCACGAGGGCCAUCUGGCGACCGGUGGCGAAGACACGACGGUCAAGACAUGGGACAUCAAGAGCGGCUUCUCCAAGUCCAACAAGACCAUCAGCCCCAGCGCCUCGUACACGGUCCACAGCGCAACCGUGAACGACGUGCAGUACCACCCCAUCCACGCCCACCUCAUUGGCUCUGCAUCCGACGACCUGACCUGGCAGGUCAUCGACACGCGCCUCGAGUCGCACAAGAAGGCGCUCUGGAGGAAGGUCGCCCACACGGACGCCGUCAACAGCAUCGCCUUCCACCCCGAGUGGGACAUGAUUCUGGCUACUGGUUCUGCCGACAAGACGAUUGGUAUCUGGGAUCUGCGCAACUUCGAGAAGCCGCUGCACAGCCUGGUGUACCAUCGUAGCGACGUCAUCGGCCUGCAAUGGCAUCCUCAGGACGCCGCCAUCCUCGCCAGUUCCAGCUACGACCGCCGCAUCCUGUUGUGGGACACAAGCAAGAUUGGCGACGAGCAGACGGAGGAGGAGGCCGAGGACGGUCCGCCUGAGUUACUCUUCAUGCACGGCGGUUUCACAAACAGAAUCUGCGACUUUGACUGGAACAAGAAUGACCCGUGGGUCAUGAUGGGCGCGGCCGAGGACAACCAGCUGCAGAUUGUCCGCCCCGCGCGCAAGCUCGUAGAGCCCAUUGAGCAGACAGUCCACCAUGGAGAGGUUUCGGACUAGACUCAUGCUGUGUUGGUUUCUAUGACUGACGUGCGACCGUAGGAUGCGCGCAGCAGCGAGAGUUCGAGUUUGAGCCCAGAGCGGGCGCCGCCGAUAGGAGCGCCUGCGCCUGUCCUGGCACAACGGCUCCGUCCGAGUGUUCGGUCAGCACUCACUCCACAGGUGCAUGCGUCGCCGGUCGCCGGCAGGAAGAGAGGCCGCCCGCGUUUGUAAAUACCCGCAAUCUGAAGAUUAGGUGGUUUCGCAUGAAAGACGGCAGGCGUUCGGAGCACAAAACGGAUAUCCAGAGCAGGUCAGCUCGUAGUCGCAAUUAUUCAUCCUUGCAAUGCCCUGCAUCGCCGUGAACCUUGUCCUGAAUCGAGCCGUUGCAGCUCCGAGGUCCAACGCUAGGCCCGAGCUCAAGCUCAAGCUCCCCGCAUCCACCACCACCUCCAA